Molecule: messenger RNA, 782 nt
Organism: Didymodactylos carnosus
Lineage: Eukaryota; Metazoa; Rotifera; Eurotatoria; Philodinida; Philodinidae
Source: the annotation of a GenBank genome assembly
AUGAGUUCAAAUUCAAUGAAACCAGGUUUAUCCUCCGCAUUACCAAGAAAGGAAGAAUCAACAUACGGUGAAACGUUGACUGGUUUCAAGACAGCUGCGACCAGUCUUGGUAUUCCGCUGCAACCUAAGACAAUAUUAAUCGAUUUUGAAUUAGCAGCAUAUAAUGCAUUUUCCGAAGCAUUUCCAAAUGCAUUUAGAAAAAGGUUUUCCCUUUGUUACAGAGAUAAACACUCGUCCACCAUGGACGUCCGAACCAACGGCUGUCAACUAGGUAUGACUCAUUUUGUAAACCUACCUAGUUUUUUGGGUGAAGAGCUAUAUCGAUGAUUCACACAACAUCACAUCGGCCAUCAUCACAAAAAAAUCAAAGCAGUAGGAUUUUCUACAGCGCAAACUGACUUAUAAGGUUCUAAAAAGCUUCAUCGCCACAGUUUUUCCUGCCGAAUCGAAUGCUGUAACUUUUAACAAAAUCUACUUUUCGCAAUUGCCAGGCGGAAGUACAUCACAUCAGAAAUCAUAGUGAGAAGAGAGUCACUGUAUAUACAGGUUCGGUGGUGUAGCGGUUAUCACGUCUGCUUCACACGCAGAAGGACGCGAGUUCGAACCUCGCUCGAACCUUUACUUUUUCAUAUUUAUUUCUCUUUGUUUUAGUGAAAAAAAAACAAUUAUCGAAUUUUUAUUAUUAAGUUAAUUUUACACCACUAGUCAAUCAAACUAGGUGAUUUGCUAACUUUUCGAAAAGUUUUGAUGGUAUCACUGAUUCUUCAGAUAUAAUUCGCAGA